GAGCUCCCCAACGACUUCGGGAUAAACCAAAACCCUUAACCAAAUACCAGCCGCCAGUCAUGACUGAUAUCACUUCGAUUCUUCAAGGCGGGUACCAUCACCCACUUACCCGCAAAUGGCAGGCAAAAGCACAAUUAACCAAGUCGAUGCUCGUUUAUCCCAUCUUCAUCACCGACAACGAGGACGAGGAAACACCGAUUUCGGGCUUUCCUGGCCAAAAGCGCCGUGGAAUAAAUAAAAUCGUUCCAUUUCUCGCACCACUUGUCGCCAAAGGACUUGCCUCGGUCAUCAUAUUCGGAGUUCCUCUUGCUAUUGAUGCUAAAGACCCCUCGGGAUCUAAGGCCUCUGAUCCCAACGGCCCUGUUAUCCUCGCCAUCAAAGUUCUUAAAAAUGCUUUCCCAGGAUUGUUCAUUAUGGCAGAUGUUUGUCUAUGCGAGUACACCUCCCACGGCCAUUGCGGUAUCUUGAACGAGGACAGAACCCUGAACCAGCAGGCAUCAGUCAAGCGCAUCGCAGCAGUUGCAGUCGAUUAUGCUCUUGCCGGCGCGGAUUGUGUUGCCCCUAGUGAUAUGAACGACGGCCGUGUUAAGGCUAUCAAGGAGGGACUGAUUGCUGCUGGGGUUUCCCACAAGAUCAUGGUCAUGAGCUACGCUGCCAAGUUUUCCGGAUCUCUCUAUGGUCCUUUCCGUGAUGCUGCCGGAUCUGCGCCGUCCUUCGGCGAUCGUAGGUGCUACCAACUCCCCCACACUGGGCGUGGCCUUGCCCGUCGCGCAAUUAUCCGUGACCUGGCGGAAGGUGCGGACUCCAUUAUGGUGAAGCCCGCAAACGCUUAUCUCGACAUCAUUGCGGACGCGGCCGAACUGGCCAAGAACGUUCCGGUCUCCGCCUAUCAGGUUAGCGGUGAAUUCGCCAUGAUCCACGCCGGUGCCACUCAAGGUGUUUUUGAUCUCAGGUCUAUGGCUUUGGAAAGCUUGGAUGGGAUUUUGAGGGCUGGUGCUACCAUUAUCCUUACCUACUUUACUGAGGCUAUCUUGAACGAGGGGUGGUUGGAUUAGUAGAUUGGUUCUUCCGGUCGGAAUAAAUACGAUUUCAUUUUAUAUUCGUCUUGGGAACGAUUAGCAGAUGCUCUCUAAGGAGUGUCAAGUGCUAUUCUCUAUUUUAUUUCUGAUGUUUGGCAGAAAUUCCCGGAAAUGUAUUUCUAUAUUAUCAAACCUUUUCCAUUGA
Molecule: messenger RNA, 1224 nt
Organism: Tuber melanosporum (Perigord truffle)
Lineage: Eukaryota; Fungi; Ascomycota; Pezizomycetes; Pezizales; Tuberaceae
Exons: 4
Coding region: 60-1055 (331 amino acids)
Biological process (GO): heme biosynthetic process
Cellular component (GO): cytosol
Molecular function (GO): zinc ion binding; porphobilinogen synthase activity
Source: RefSeq, a predicted model, not a curated record